UAUUUAUUUCAACGUUUUUUAAUCUAAACAAAAUGACUUCAACUCCACCAAAAAUGACUGAAGAUUUGCUGGGCGAAUCUUGGAUCGAAUUGAGUACAGCUGCCACAAUGGCCGGCGUUAAAAGUCCAGACAGAAUAACACCCUUGCCCUUUGCCAACGGUGAAGAAUAUUUACGUCUGUUGCGUGAGGCUCAACGUGAAUCGAAUCAAUCCAGUCGAGUGGUCUCAUUGGCUAGCUCACGGCGUGAUACGCCCAGAGACAGCCCAAAAUCACCACCAAAUAGUCCAAAUACAGAGCUGUGCCCCGAUGAGGAACUGAAAAAUGUUUAUAUUAAUUAUUGGAAUAAGACUGGCGAUGCAAAAGACAAUAGCGAUUGGUUGGACGAAUGGAACAGCCGACCAGAUCAACAGCCACCAAAAGAUUGGAAAUUUGAACAUCCCCAGAAUCAACAGAAAAAGAAAACCGCCGGUUAUUCUAUACGCUUGACCCGUCUGGGCAAGAAUUCAUUGUUCUCGCGUGAAAUCCUCUAUUCCUUAAUAUUGUCAAAUGUAUUGUCAUUGUUACUGGGAGCUGGUUUGGGGUUAUGGCUUAGCAAACGUGGCAUUUUGUUUACCCGAGUGGUUAUCGACUGAAGUGUUUUAUUUUUUUAUACUACUUUU
Musca vetustissima is the source of this 659-nucleotide messenger RNA. RefSeq names its product BCL2/adenovirus E1B 19 kDa protein-interacting protein 3-like. The record is from RefSeq and is a predicted model, not a curated record. Lineage: Eukaryota; Metazoa; Arthropoda; Insecta; Diptera; Muscidae. The transcript is spliced from 6 exons. Gene Ontology annotation, biological process: positive regulation of apoptotic process; mitochondrial outer membrane permeabilization. The coding region runs from base 33 to 632 and encodes 199 amino acids. Gene Ontology annotation, cellular component: mitochondrial envelope; nucleus; mitochondrial outer membrane.